AUGGCGUCGAACAACCUCCUUGUCCACUUGAAGCACUGCUUCUCGCCGCCGUCGCUCCGUUCGUACCUCGCCGAGUUCAUCUCCACCUUCCUCUUCGUGUUCACCGCCGUCGGCUCCGCAAUCUCUGCCCGGAUGCUGACGACGCCGGACGUUACCAACAGCGCCUCGCCGCUGGUGGCCACCGCCGUCGCGCAGGCGUUCGGGCUCUUCGCCGCGGUCCUCAUCGCCGCCGACGUCUCCGGCGGCCACGUGAACCCCGCCGUCACGUUCGCCUACGCCAUCGGCGGCCAUAUCGGCGUCCCGAGCGCCAUCUUCUACUGGGCGUCGCAACUGCUCGGCGCCACCAUGGCCUGCCUCUCCCUCAACCUCUUCUCCGCCGGCGAGGAGGUGCCGACGACGAGGAUCGCGGUGGCGAUGACCGGGUUCGGCGGCGCGGUCAUGGAGGGCGUGCUCACGUUCCUGCUGGUGUACACGGUGCACGUGGUCGGAGAGCCUCGCCUGAGCGGAGGCGGCGGCAAGCGGGGCAAGCGGGGGUUCGCGGCCACGGCGCUGGGCGCGCUGGCGGUCGGGCUGACGGAGGGCGCGUGCGUGCUGGCCGCGGGCUCGCUGUCAGGCGCGUCCAUGAACCCGGCCCGCUCGUUCGGGGCGGCCGUCGUCAGCGGGCACUUCAAGAACCAGGCCGUGUACUGGGCCGGCCCGAUGAUCGGCGCGGCCGUCGCGGCGCUGGUGUACCAGAUCAUGGCGUGCCCGAGCGUGGCCGAGUCGCGGCACGGGAACGUCGAGGCGGUCGUCGUCUGA
Molecule: messenger RNA, 798 nt
Organism: Miscanthus lutarioriparius
Lineage: Eukaryota; Viridiplantae; Streptophyta; Magnoliopsida; Poales; Poaceae
Source: the annotation of a GenBank genome assembly